GGAAAGAGGAAGCGGCAGCCGGGUGUCGUCGCCACCGCCGCUGCUUCUGUCGCGGAGCAUUCAGGCGGGAUGGUUUAACAUGAGGAAGAGACCCUCGACCUCUUCAGUCCGCCGACCCUCCCCCUUCCCUCCUCGGGUCGGUGACACGGAACGAGGGGGAGUGGUGCCUGGGUGGCCCGAGUCCCUCUCCGGAGGCAGUUGUGUGGCGGGACUAGACUUCCAGUGCUCUGGCCGGGCUUCUGAGGCCCUGGAGAGGGGCGGGUGUUUCUAGUCUUCCUGUGGUGAUCAGAAGUAAACAUUUUGUUUCUGGACUUGGUAACAUGGCAAAAGAUGUAAGUAUAGCUGGUCUCAUUGAAGCUAAUGGAGAGUUAAAGGUUUUUAUAGAUCAAAAUCUUAGCCCAGGAAAAGGUGUUGUUUCAUUAGUAGCUGUUCAUCCCUCAACACUUGGAAAACAGCUUUUGCCGAAAACGUUUGGACCAUCGAAUGUCAACAUUGCACAACAAGUGGUUAUUGGUACACCACAGAGACCAUCAGCCCCAAAUACUAUUUUAGUAGGAAGUCCACAUACUCCCAAUACACACUUUGUAUCACAGAAUCAGACUGCAGAUUCUUCACCGUGGUCUGCUGGGAAACGAAACAAAAAGGGAGAGAAGAAUGGCAAGGGUUUACGACACUUCUCUAUGAAGGUUUGUGAGAAGGUUCAGAGGAAAGGAACUACCUCAUACAAUGAGGUAGCAGAUGAGUUAGUUGCAGAAUUCAGUACUGCAGAUGCUCACAUCUCACCAAAUGAAUCGCAGGCUUAUGAUCAGAAAAAUAUAAGGCGACGAGUCUAUGAUGCCUUAAAUGUUCUUAUGGCCAUGAACAUUAUUUCCAAGGAGAAAAAAGAAAUCAAAUGGAUUGGCCUACCUACUAAUUCAGCUCAGGAAUGCCAGAAUUUAGAGGUGGAGAGGCAGAGAAGACUUGAAAGAAUAAAGCAAAAACAGUCACAACUACAAGAAUUAAUUCUUCAGCAAAUUGCCUUCAAAAAUCUUGUUCAGCGAAAUCGUCAUGCAGAGCAGCAAGCAAAUAGACCACCAACUUCUAAUUCUGUCAUUCACUUGCCAUUUAUCAUAGUGAACACCAGCAAGAAAACUGUAAUUGAUUGCAGUAUUUCUAAUGACAAGUUUGAAUAUCUAUUUAAUUUUGAUAACGCAUUUGAAAUACAUGAUGAUAUUGAAGUAUUGAAGCGCAUGGGAAUGGCAUUUGGACUGGAAUCUGGAAGUUGCUCAGCAGAAGAUCUAAAAAAUGCAAGGAGCUUGGUUCCUAAAGCUCUUGAACCAUACGUGACGGAAAUGGCUCAGGGAUCAAUCAGCAAUGUGUAUGUCUCAUCCUCAUCAGGUUCAGCUUCAAAUGGGACAAGAUUUUCUAACAGUGACUACUCAAACGGAGGAGAUGGAAUGUUGGCUACAAGUUCCAAUGGAUCUCAAUACAGCGGCUCCAGAGUAGAGACACCAGUGUCUUAUGUUGGGGAUGAUGACGAUGACGAUGAUGAUGACUUUAAUGAGAAUGAUGAUGAUGACUGAUACUUUUUGCCUGUAGACUUUUUUAUUUUUAAAAUUCAGCAAGCGGCAGGAAUAAAUUCUAGGAAGAGAUUGUCAAAAUUGUCCCAUCAAGGAGAUACUGGUAAGAGUCUGAAUUUAGAAAAUUGCACCUCCAAUAAAGUAAAGAUUGUUUGUUUUUUAUGUAGAUUUUUUUACAUGUGAUGAGGAUGUGUGUGUUAAUACCAGUGUGUUAAUGCAGAACUUUUAUUUACUUUUGCUUAGGAUUUUUAACUUGAAGGAAAAUGCAUUUUGCCCCUAAAUGUUGUCAUAAAGUUUGAAAUGUAGCCACAUUUAAUGGAAAAUAAAAUCUGUCCACCUGUCAAAAUGCAUAUAUGAAUGGCAUUUUAUUGAGAUUGAAUUUAGGUGACAUCGUAUUGAUGCAUAGUAAUUAAAUGUAAUACUAUAUUUUGCUGAUCAUGCCAUGUCCAAAGAAUCAAACAAAAAAUGAUCUUUUAAAUGUUAGUUUGCAGAAAUUGUAUGAAUUUAUUUCCCUUUUUAAAAUUAUACUGAUCAUUGUAAGCCCAUCAAAUUCUAUAUACUAUGUUUGCUGAAGUUAGAAAUAUGAGUUAUGAUUUGGGGGCAAAUGUUUACUGCCAGGCUGGUAUAGCUGUGUAAAUGUCUUGAAAGUUUAGAAUGAGUUUUGCUUAUGAUAAAAAUUUGCCUGAUUUCUUACAGGCAGAUUUUGAAAACAAUUUGUUACAUAGUUGUUUACAUACUUAGAAGUCUAUGGUAUAAAAGACAUGUACUGAAACAAAUGGUUUAUAUUUGUUUCAUAAACAUCUUCCAGUAAUCUAUUAUAAAGUUGAAAUUAAAUAUAGAGAAUGUUUUAUGUUUAACUCAAAACUUGUCAAUCACUUUUAAUACUUCAUUUUUUAUAAAAAAAAACAGAACAGGUAGUAGUCUUUUUAAAUUUAUUCACACAGAUUUAACUGCACAAAUACUGUCAGCUGCCUGUUUUAAGACAGAAGUCUUUUUACUGAAACACAAAUAAAUUUUCUGUAAUAUUUUAUGGCAUAUAAGCAGUUUGUUUUACUUGUUUAAUUGUGGCACUAUUAGUUUUUAUUAAUAAAACACGCGUGGGCAUUUUUAACAAAUA
Messenger RNA from Crotalus tigris (Tiger rattlesnake), 2676 nucleotides. It is a transcript of the gene TFDP1, whose product is annotated as transcription factor Dp-1. Lineage: Eukaryota; Metazoa; Chordata; Lepidosauria; Squamata; Viperidae. The transcript is spliced from 12 exons. The record is from RefSeq and is a predicted model, not a curated record. Gene Ontology annotation, molecular function: RNA polymerase II transcription regulatory region sequence-specific DNA binding; DNA-binding transcription factor activity, RNA polymerase II-specific. Gene Ontology annotation, cellular component: nucleus; transcription regulator complex. The coding region runs from base 321 to 1562 and encodes 413 amino acids. Gene Ontology annotation, biological process: regulation of cell cycle; regulation of transcription by RNA polymerase II.